AUGCCCAUUUUCCACGAUCAUUCAUAUACUUCUAUAACUAUUAAAAUUAAUCAAUUAUCAUCACAAUCUAAUAAUGAAUUAGAUGAUUCUAUAGAAUUAUAUUUAUCUGAUUUAAUUCAAUUAAUUAAAAUCCAACCUGGCAACGGUGCUAUAGAAGCUGCAAGAGCAAUUCGUAAAAAAGUUAAAUAUGGUGAUUCGAUAAAAGAACAAAUUAGAAGUUUACAAAUAUUGGAAUUAUUAGUCCUUAAUACUGAUAAGUCAAUCGGUUCAACAAUUGCAAGAGAUGAUAAAUUAUUAGAUGUUUUAAAGGGAAUUAUAAAUGGCCAUGGUAAAACUGGGAGUGGUACCAAUUAUGACUCAAAAGUACAAAACAGAGUGAUUUCAUUAGCUUUAGGUUGGAGAAAUGAAUUACAAGAUAUGGUAGAAUAUAAAUAUAUGCAACAAUUGUAUAAAUAUAUACCUAAAAAGAAAAUUAAAUCAAGAUCACAAUCAGAAGAAUUUGAACAACCAUUUGAAAAUGAGAUUGAAAGUGAUAAUUCAGACUCACCACCUGCCAAACCAACUAAAUCUCCACCUCCACCACGUCCAAAGAAAACAUUUCAAGAAGUAACUAAAAAGUCAAAGAAGAAAUCAAAAUCAAAGAAGAAGAAAGGUAUAAUUUAUGCAGACGAAGAUUAUGCAAUUCCACAAAUAAAUUAUAAAGUUGAAGCUCCUAGAAUUAGAGAAUUAAUAUCAUCAUGUCAUACCCAUACAACAAUAUUAGAUAAUUUAUUAACUCAUUGUACUGAUUCACCAUUGGAUGAUGAUAAAAUAUUAAAUGAAUUUCAAAAAAAUAAAAAAAUUAGAAGAAAAGUGUUAAAUUAUUUACAAUAUGUUGGAGCUGGAACUAGUGAUAGUAAAUCAUCAGAAUAUGCAGCAUUAGAUGAAGAAUUUUUAGGUUCUUUAAUUAGUGCUAAUGAACUGUUGGUUGAAGUUUUUAAAAAAUUUGAUUUAAAAGCUGGGUAUAAUAAUGAUAAUCCAGCACCAAAUUAUGAUGAAGAAACAGAAAGUGAUGAAAGUUAUUAUACAAGUGAGGAUGAAGAUGCUUAUGAAGAUGAACAAGAUUCAUUGGAUCAAAGAUUACAAGAAGUAUCAUUAAAAUCACCACCUCCACCACCGCCAAAUAAAUUAAACAGACCAAUAUUAAACAAAAUGGAGACAUUGGAAUCAAUUGAAGGUGAUCCAUUUGGUGAUAGAAAUGCGGUGAAUAAUAGUAAAUCUAUAUAUGAAUAA
Messenger RNA from Insectozyma verbasci, 1272 nucleotides. The record is from the annotation of a GenBank genome assembly. NCBI's taxonomy places the organism in Eukaryota, Fungi, Ascomycota, Pichiomycetes, Serinales, Debaryomycetaceae.